This is a messenger RNA of Ostrinia furnacalis (Asian corn borer), 1480 nucleotides long. It is a transcript of the gene Cjhbp, whose product is annotated as cytosolic juvenile hormone binding protein 36 kDa subunit. The record is from RefSeq and is a predicted model, not a curated record. Lineage: Eukaryota; Metazoa; Arthropoda; Insecta; Lepidoptera; Crambidae. The transcript is spliced from 5 exons. The coding region runs from base 142 to 999 and encodes 285 amino acids.
AUUGACAGUUCUUUUUUACGCGUCGGUGGGUGCAGUUGUAUCAUCGUACUUUUUCCUUUUUUAACAAUCCUCCUAAUAAUAACGUUUGUAAUUUAAAUUAACUUGUAAUCUCAUUACUUUUAUAUAAAUUUUAAUUUCAAUAUGUCUAUUACCGGCCGUGCACUGCAUUUUGUGUUCAAAGUUGCGGAUAGAACACUCACCGCAAAAUUCUACCGAGAUGUCCUGGGAAUGAAGGUUUUGCGUCAUGAAGAAUUCAGUGAAGGCUGUGAAGCAGCUUGCAAUGGACCGUACGCUAACAGAUGGAGCAAAACCAUGAUUGGUUACGGACCAGAAGACACUCAUUUUGUUGUGGAGCUCACAUACAACUAUGGAAUAACACAUUAUGACUUGGGAAAUGAUUUCAUCGGCCUGACGAUACAGUCCAGUGAGAGUCUCAAGAGGGCAGCAGCAAAUAACUGGCCUGUAAAAGAACAGAACGGAGUCAAGUACCUAGAGGCACCUGGCGGCUACAAGUUCUUCAUUAUUGAUAAGCCACAGCCAGUUGAUAAGGAUCCUGUCGUAAAGGUGUCGCUCGCAAGUUCAAAUCUGGCCAAGUCCAUUGCGUACUGGAAUGGUCUCCUCACACUGAAGAUCUUCGAAAAAACCGACAAAUCUGUAAUCCUUGGGUUCAGCGAGGACCAAGCAAAAUUGGAAUUAGUUGAAAUAAGUGGCCCCGUGAACCGCGCGAAGGCAUACGGCCGCAUCGCCUUCGCCUGCCCAUUCGAAGUCCAGCCAAUCAUCGACAAAAAGAUCCAAGAAGCCAACGGAACCAUCCUCACACCCCUCAUAUCCCUCGACACCCCUGGAAAAGCCACAGUCAGGGUCAUCAUCCUCGCAGACCCUGACGGCCACGAGAUAUGCUUUGUAGAUGACGAGAGUUUCAGACAACUGUCUCAAGUCGACCCCAACAGCGAUGCUGAUUUGGACAAGUUCAUCAAAUCAGACAAAUCCAGAGCAUAAUGUAUGUUAACUUUUCAGACAGCUUUUCAUGAGUAUCUUUAGCGUUUUGGAUUUUUAUUUAAAUAAAACGUUUUGUUGAGCUGGAUGUCAGUGGUCUGUUUGCAGGACUGCACACGGAAAAUUGUAUAAAAACUGUUGGAAUAAUAAUAAGGGUUCCUUGUAAGGACUAUGGAACCCUAAAAAGGACAAUUUUACUUACCAAUAGGUACUUAGGAAUUGGUCUUGCAAAUGACUACUUACAUCUGCCUCAAAACGACUUAUUUGAAAGAGACCUUAAAGUACUUAGCAUAAAAUGUGAUAAAAUUAUUUCUUAUUUUGGUGUUUGUGUAAUUUUAGCAUUCCUUGUUAAUUGAAGUUUUAAUUAUUAUUAUAAGUAUAUCGUUAGUGUACUGCAUUGUUUCUUUGAUAUGUACACAGCAUUUCUUCAGUACGCAUGUACCUGUAAUUUGUACAACUAACCAAUGCUAUGCGAAAAAAUAUC